GUCUUCAAUCCACUUUGCAUAUCAGUUUCACAUUCUUCAUCACAAUCGUUCUCACUUCGCAUUUAUAAUUGAUGCACGGAGUUUCCUUCUUGCUUCUCAGGUUUUCUGCACUAUUGGGGUUCAGUUAUGGAGGUAUGUGUAGGUGUUUCAGAUCUGAUUUUCAUGAGAAUCUAUUAAUUCAGAUGUUUAUUUAGCUCGAUUUGGGAUUGAUCUCGUGAACCAACUGGGUAUUUCUCUUUGGGUUCUGGGUGUUCAUUGAAAUGGAGGUCGGUAGUGUUAAUUCUCCUAGAAAUAGGUUGGAUCACUCGAAGGAGGGAUCUGAGAAUACCCAUAUAGAAAAAGAAAUUUUUGAGCUGGAAUCAUCUCAAAAUGUUGGUGGGCAUAAUUACCAAUUCCAUUCAAUGAAUGCAUUGGAGAUCUUGAGAGAAACAGUUAGGAUUCUGCGGUACAAUUCAUCAGGAUUUAUGAUCAUUGCUGCUUUGUUUAUUUGUCCGGUAUCUGCGGUUCUCAUGUCGAAUCUGUUAGUUAAUCAAUAUGUUGUGAAGAAAUUCACUGUUAGGCUUUUGUUAGUUGCAAAGACUAGUGGGCUCCCAUUGAAGCCUUUUAUCAAACAGUCGUGCCAAAGGUUUGCUGAGACAGCUGUUUCCUCUGCAAUGUGUUUCCCUUUGUUUAUCACAUUGUCAUUGUUAUCAAAAGCUGCUGUGAUUUACUGUGUAGACUCUACUUAUUCAAGGAAAACUGCUGAUGUUUUUAAGUUCUUUGUGAUUAUUCACAAAAUAUGGAGACGGCUUGUUUUGACAUAUGUGUGGAUGUGCAUGGUAAUUGUUGGUUGUGUAACAACCUUUUUUGUUUUUCUUGUUGCUGUUUGUAGUACACUUUCUGUGAUUGGGUUUUCGCCUGAUUUAGUUGUCUAUGCAGCAAUUCUUUUGGGUUUAGUUUUCUCGGUUGUUUUUGCGAAUGCUACUGUUGUAUGCAAUAUUGGCAUUGUAAUAUCUGUCUUGGAGGAUGUUUCGGGACCACAGGCAUUGCUUCGCUCUGGUGUUCUUAUCAAGGGGCAGACUCAAGUAGGUCUUUUGAUAUUUCUUGGUUCUACAAUUGGGAUGGCAUUUGUGGAAGGGUUGUUUGAACAUAGGGUGAAGACGCUGAGUUAUGGAGAUGGGUCUUCUAGGAUUUGGGAAGGGCCGCUUUUGGUGAUAAUGUAUUCUUUUGUGGUGCUUAUUGAUUCCAUGAUGAGCACAGUCUUUUAUUUCAGUUGCAGAUCAUAUAGCAUGCAAGCUGCGGAUGGUCAAUGUCAAUCAAUUUUGGAAACCAUGACUACUUCUGAAUCAAUGGGUAUCCAAUGAUGUCAGUUAGUGCGCUGUUUAGUUAUUAGCAAUACUAUUUGAGUUCAGAAGGCAAUACAGAAACUACCAUUUAUUAAAUUCUGCUUUGGCUUCCAGUUAGCAUUCAUGCAGUGCUAAUGAGAAACAAUUUCUUGGUGUCUGAAUCUAUCAACAAGGUUCUGUUGCUGUGACUUUCUGAGAUGACCCAAUUCUUCUGAAGAUACUCUGCCAAGGCGCAUUACAUUGUUUGCCAAAAGUAAUCUAUUGAAGAAGCAUGAAAUAAUAGGUAUGCCGAGCUCCAUCAUAGAUCUAUGAGUGUAUCACCACCAUUUAAAGGUGAUCCAUUGUUUGAUUCAAUUCAAAUAUUACCAACUUAAUGGUUGAAGCAUUCUAUGUUCCAUUGUCUCUUUGUACUUAAUAUUCCUGCUUAAUAAUGCAUUCCCAGCGUAAGAGGUUGGGGUAUUGGUUGAUCAUUGAUCUUAGGAAUGUUCUUGUGAAUGAAGCAUUGAGUUAAGG
Rubroshorea leprosula is the source of this 1838-nucleotide messenger RNA. NCBI's taxonomy places the organism in Eukaryota, Viridiplantae, Streptophyta, Magnoliopsida, Malvales, Dipterocarpaceae. The record is from the annotation of a GenBank genome assembly.